AUGUCGACGUUUUCGCGACAGGACCAACUUCCGAGCCUUCCGGUGCCGCCGCUUCACGAAACACUCCAAAAAUAUUUGAAAUCCGCCAGCGCGAUUCUCAGCGAUUCGGAGCUCGCCAAACUCGAACGCGACAUUGAGCAAUUCGAAAACUCGGACCUCGCCGCUCAACUUCAAACCGCGCUGGAGUCACGAGCGAAAUUGUACAAAAAUUGGCUCGACAAUUGGUGGUACGACGCGUACGUCGAAGUGCGCCAACCGCUUCUGCCCUAUCUGAGCCUCGGCGCCAUCAACGACGUGCUGAUGCCGAUCGAGGGCGGCCAAAUUUGCCGCGCCGCCGACAUCCUUCAUCAUUGGGUCGGCGUUUGGGACAAAUUGCGCAACGAACAAUGGCCAAUUACGGUCUCGCGUGGCGUCACGUGGGACAUGGCGCAAUUCCAUCACAUGUUCAAUAGUAAUCGGACGCCGAAAACGCCGAGCGAUGUGCUUGAGCGAUUCUUUCGAACCAAGAGCGAAGGCGAUUGCCCGUCGCACGUCAUCGUGUGCUGCCGCGGCACGUUGUGGAAGCUCGACGUUCUGAAUCGCGAUGGCAGCGUCAAAUCGGCGGAUCAACUAUAUUCGAUUCUCAAUUUCAUCGAGGUCAAUUCGACAGACAACAUCGCCAAUUGUGUGGUGAAGCUGACGACAACUGAUCGCGACACGUGGGCCAAGAAUCGCGACGAUCUUCUUCGUGUGAGCAACAAGAAUCUCGAGCACCUUCACGACAUCGAGACGUCGAUUCUGUUUUUGACGUUGGCGACGAGCCGCGAGGAUCCGCUCAACGAUCUAAUGAAAAAAUGUCUCGUCGAUGAGAGCUGGUUCACAUGGCAGGACAAAUCGAUCUCGUUGACCGUCUAUGAGAACGGGCAUUGCGUGAUGACGGGCGAUCAUUCGAAUCUCGACGGCAUCGUGCUGCUUCAAGUCAACGAGUACGUCGCCGCGAAAGUGCGUCAAGCGUUGUGGCAUCCGGCGCGACUCGACGACGUCGACGCGACGACGACGCCGACGCGUCUCGAUUUCGAGUUGAGCGAGCCGGUGCGAGUCGCCAUCGCGCACGCCGACGUCGAGUUUUUCAAGACGAAGGCGAAGUACCGCGCGCGCGCCGUCCACUUCCACGGCUUCGGCAACGAUUUGUGUCGCGAGGCGAAAAUCUACGCGGACACGGUGGUGCAGAUCGCGUUGCAGUUGGCGUUCGCCAAAACGCACGGCUCAUUGGCGCCGAUUUACGAGACGGCGUCGACGCGCAAAUUCUAUCACGGUCGCACCGAGACGCUUCGCGGUCUGACGCCCGAAUUCGUCAAAUUCGCCGACGCGUUUUUCGCCGGCGGUGACGUCGCCGCGCUUCGUCGGCGAUUCGUCGACGCCGUCGACGCGCACAAUCGUCUCAUGGCCGAUUGUAUGGACGGACGCGGUUUCGAUCGCCAUCUGUUCGGCCUCAAGAAGACGCUCGAGUCGAUGAACAAAGGAUGCGGACCGUCGCGAGCGUUGCCGGCGUUCAUGUGCGACGAGACGUGGCGACGCGCCGGUGGCGACGGCAAUUUUUUGCUAUCGACAAGCUUCAUCGGCUACAUGCCGCCGGGCAGCGUUGGCACAUUGGGCUACGUGACGGCGAUGCGACCCGACGGCUACGGAUGCUUCUAUCGCAUCGGCAAGAAUCGAAUUUCGGUGGCGGUGUCGGAUUGGAUCGGCACACGAAGCAACAUCGACGCGUUUUGCGCCAACGUCGACGAUUCGCUGACGCGUUUGGCGACGCUCAUCGCGCCGCCAAAUGGCGCCAAUUCGAAAAUUUGA
Messenger RNA from Caenorhabditis bovis, 1827 nucleotides. Lineage: Eukaryota; Metazoa; Nematoda; Chromadorea; Rhabditida; Rhabditidae. The record is from the annotation of a GenBank genome assembly.